CUCAGGUCAGCUGUCAUCAAACAAAUCAAUAAACUAAAUCGCGAUUUAAUUUGCAAUUUAACACUAAUUAACGUUUCCUAUCCGCAAUGCCGAAACAGAAAAACUAUUGGUGCACGUAACUGUGUUUUUCAAAUGCAGUUUUAGUGAACAUUUUCAGGUGUAAACCCGUAAUUCGUUUUGAGGCCUCUCGUAACGCUUCAGUGGUUGUUUAGGCCGGAAAUGUCGGUUUUACUUGUGUAUUUCUUGUUAAAAACUGUAUAAUGGACUUGUCUCCGGAUGAGGACAACUUCCAAGGCCGCCUCCUGCAUCAGGCAGCCUUAUGGGAUAACCUAGAGCUACUCCAAGAGCUGCUCUCAAGCGGUGCAGAUGUCAACGCUCGGGACUGCAGCAGCCGCAGCGCACUGCAUGCCGCUGCACUUGCAGAGCGCUCUCGGUGUCUGUCUGCGCUCUGCUCUGCGGGGGCGGAGAUUGAUGCUAAGUCUGAUGAAGCUACUGGGGGCAAGACAGCCCUCCACAUAGCAGCAGAACGCGGCCACUUCGAGAAUGUGAAGACUUUACUCAGCGCAGGCGCAUCGCUCAGUAUACUGGACGCUCACGGCAACACCGCGCUCGCACUCGCCGAGCGCAACAGCUGGCGACACGCCGCGCAUGCGCUGAGAGAGGCUCGAGAUGCUCUAGAACGCGAACGCCUGUCGCAGCACGCAGCACUUAGAGAGCUUGUCUCUCGCGGCGACUGCGCCCAGCUUAAAGCUCGGUUGAGCGCGCUCGGCAACCGCGCUGGCUUGAUAGCGAAUCUAACGCCUGGAGGAGCUAAUACUUUGCUUUAUGUAGCAUCAGAAGCCGGUCUCACCCAAGCGGUCUCCUCCCUCCUAGACGCGGGCGCGGACGGACGCGCUCACCCGGUGACAAAGUACUGCCCGCUAUACAUCGCCUGCUACCACGGACACGCGGACAUCGCCAGGCUGCUGCUCGCCUCCUUCCCGCAAGCUGUGAAGCAAGAGACGGUAGAAAAAUGGCUGCCUCUCCACGCGGCGUGUAUCGGCGGUCACGCAACGAUGGUCACCUUGCUACUAGAAUACCCGUAUCCUGAUAGCGUGCUCACUACUUAUACCGACGCUACGGGACAGUGGCAGUACUCGGCGGCGUUCGAUGUGAACGCGCGUGACGUCAGCGGUCAGACCGCGCUGUACGUCGCGUGCACUCUUGGGAACUUGGCAGUCGUUGAUGCGUUGUUGUCGCAUACGGUCGUCGCUUUGCCUGCUCCUAAGCCUGAUCAGGAUUCUGAAGAAACCGUGGUAGCUACUCAAGCGUUGAGUCCACAUCGCGGCGGCAUCUCACUCGGCAUACAUGCUAUUGUCAGCAAGUUAACUGGAUCUUCCGGGAAUAAUGAGAAGUCCUCAGAGCGGCGUAUAUGCCCGGUGGUGGUGGAAGCUGGGAGGGGGGGCGACGCGUGCGUCUCUUGCGCUGCGAGGGGGGGGCAUGUCAGGCUGCUGAAGAGGCUGUUGGCUGCUGGUGCUGAUGCUAACGCUUCUGCGUUGCCUCCGGCUGAUUUGAUGGGCGGUAGCGACGGUACUCGGGACCGUCGUCGCUCCCGCAGUGCGUCGGCCGCGGUCACAGCACGAGGCUCCGCCGGCCCCUCGCCCGCGAGACCUGCUUAUAAUAACGAUAGAGACAGUCCCUGGACAGCGCUCUCAAUAGCAGCCCGAGCCAAGAACGUGCAGAUAGUAGAACUACUCCUGCAGCACGGCGCCACCGACCCGCACUGCCGCGCGAUCCGAGAGUGCAGCAGACACUCUCUCACCGAGCUUCUGGCUAAGCUGCUCGCUACUAAGGCCUACCCCGACCCGGACUACAAGCUGAACAAAUCGAUGAUAUCUGAAGCGCUAUUCAGCAGUCGGUCAGGUGACUCCGCGCUGACGUACAGUUCUCUCUGUCCCACUGUCGCUGUCAUGCUCAACUGGAGAGAGUUGAGAGCCCAGCUCGCUACUAUACGCAUGUCCUGGCUCCGUCAAGCAGCUCUCCGUGUCAACAGUAAGCUGAGCAGCAGUUCCGGAGCCCUGCACGCUCUCACCAGGAUAGAUCUAUCCAACAAUGAGUUACGACUGCUGCCUCCUGAACUCUUCACCAUGCUGAGCUUGAGGUACUUAAACGCAGCCCAAAACAAACUAGAACGUCUCCCAACCCUCGAGGAUCCGUUCGAAGAAGAUCUGGACAGCAAGAGACGGAAGAAGAAGUCGAAGACCAGACCCGAGCUGUACUCCGCGCCUGUGCUGCAGGAGUUGUAUUUGCAGGACAACCGCCUCGAAGAACUACCAGCUCUCCUAUUCCGUCUACCCAGUCUCUCAACUCUUGACGUGUCAAACAACAAGCUUCGAGCCCUCCCAGCUGCCAUGUGGAGUGCCCCAGCGCUGAGGGACCUGAAUGUAGCCCUCAACCAUCUGCGGGACCUGCCCCAGGGCUGCGAGGGUCAAUCAGAAUGCGGUAGUCCCCAGCAGCUGGCUUCACCGUCGGAGACUUCGCCCCAGCUUAGCGCUUCGCCCUCUAUAGGCAGCGCUCAGUUCGCUAUGGCUACACAGUCUAAAUCAUCAUCGCGCAGCCCGUCGAUAGAGCGCAGUGAGUCGGAAGCCGCUGAUGAUGAUGAUGAUGAAGCUGUGCCCGUGCUCAGCAACCGCGCUGGGAAUGCUGUCUGGUCGGAAGCUCGUCGCGCGCACACGUGGCGCGGCGUGGUGGAGGGCGGCGCCCCCCCGCGAGGCGGAGCACCGCUGGCGAGCCUCAACCUGGCGCACAACCAGUUCAGCUGCGUGCCCGCCGCGCUCGCCUGCAGGGCCACUAACCUCACUAGGCUUAAUAUGGCUUAUAAUUCUUUGAGGUCUAUGUCAUACGUGACCGCCUAUCCUACGAGUUUGCGGCAGUUGGAUCUUAGUCACAACGAAAUUACAUGCUGGCCUAGUUUACCUCAAGUGGAAAAUUUCGGCUCAACCGAAGGGGAUCCUCUAGCAUGCUACUGUCCCAACUCGGCGAACAACGUGAGGUCCCGUCCCAGGUCUGGUGGCUCCGUCAGGUCACAACUCCUCAGCGCUGCCUGUCCUGCUAGAAGACAUCUGCGGCUUGAAGGCUUGAGGACACUGAUCCUGGCGAACAACCUUCUGACUCGCAUCCAACUGACGACUGAUGAUGAUGGGUUAACAUCAGCAGCUCAAGAUGACUCUACUAAUGACGAAGAUGAUGAAUGGAACACGGGUUCCUCCCUCAAGACUCGUCUGCUAUUCCCCCUGCUAUCGAUGCUGGACGUGUCCUGCAACCUGCUGCGCGGCAUCCCGCCGGCCAUACACGAGCUCACCAACCUGUCCGUGCUCAACAUCAGCGGGAACAAGGACAUAUGCUCGCUGCCGCCACAAAUGGGCCUGCUCUCGCGCCUGUGGAACCUGAACACGGUGGGGUGCUCGCUGCAGGAGCCGCUGCGCUCCAUGCUGCAGUGCGGCAGAUACAAGAGCAUGGAUAUAGUGGGCUACCUCAAGUCCGUGCUGCAGGAGGCGCGUCCUUAUACCAGGAUGAAGCUCAUGUUCGUUGGGUUGCAGGGAAUAGGCAAAACCAGUUUGCUAGAGUGUCUGAGGCAAGAAUCUGCUAUACAACAUCGGAGAAAACCAACUGAGCACUGGGCAAAACGCAUGGGUAACAAAUCCUCCCGUCGCGGCAACGUAUCAACCGUCGGCGUGGAUAUAGGCACCUGGGUGUAUGAGAAGCACCGCUCUAGUAGAGGACCUAUCACUUUCAGGACUUGGGACUUUGGGGGGCAGCAAGAGUACUAUGCGACUCACCAGUACUUCUUAUCGCGUCGCUCACUGUACCUCGUGGUGUGGCGCGUCACCGACGGCAGGAAGGGGCUCGCCGGAGCACUCGACUGGCUCAGGUCUAUACAAGCCCGCGCCCCAGGUUCGCCUGUCAUCAUGGUCGCUACUCAUUACGAUCAAGUUUCUAAUUGUAACCAACCAGAAAGUGAGAGCCCCGAGGUGCUACAACGCAUCAUUCGCUCGUCCAUCAUGGGAGCUCCGGACGCCGACAAACUGGGCCUGCCCCGCGUCUUGGACUCUGUUGAGGUUUCCUGUAACACUCGACAUAAUAUAAGACUGUUGGCUGAUAUCAUAUACUCCGUAGCCUUCAGCGUCAAACCCCCAGGCAGCAAAGAACCUCUACUAGAACAACGAAUACCAGCGACGUACCUAGCGCUAGAGGAGUGCGUGACAUCACUCGCCGCUGAUCUCAGAGAGCCGGUGUUGAAACACGAUGAGUAUAGGAAAUUGGUGACUCAAUAUAUGCAACAAAAGAAUCAUCGGAUGUUCAGAGAUGCAGCCGAGUUACAUCAGGCAACCAUGUUUUUACAUGAAAAUGGUGUCCUACUACACUACGACGAUGCUACGCUAAAGGAGCUAUACUUCUUGCGUCCUCAGUGGCUGUGCGAUGUACUCGCUCACGUUGUCACCGUCAGAGAGAUAAACCCUUUCGCUAAUAACGGAAUAAUGAAGAUCGAGGACCUAGCCCACGUGUUCAAGGCAUCCCCGAUGCUGGCACGUGGAGAUGAAGCCAGUUCGCUGGGGGUGUCGCUACUGAACAAGUUUGAGCUGGCGCUGUGCUGGGACUCCAGGCUGCUGCUGGUGCCGCCGCUGUUGCCGCAAGCGGAGCCAGUGCAGCAUCAGCUACCAGUCCGCUCUCGUUCCUGGAGCAGUUCCAACCGCGGUACUCCUCGUCGCGCGUGGCCCGCACAGCUGACCUCCGUGCCUGAGAGCAGAGGGACUGAGUCACCUACUCUUAUACAAGAAUCCUGGCACAAGCUGUCAGUAUCAGGUCGCGGCGGUCUGCCGCUGCGGCGGCUGUUGAUGCUGUCGUACGUGCCGUGCGGCUUCUGGCCGAGGCUGUGUGCGCGGCUGCUGGCUGAUCAGCAGCUGGCCGAUGCCCCUUAUACGUUGUAUAAGUUGCCGCCGGAGUUGGAAGUAGACGAGACAAUAUCCAAAGCCCUAGAACUAUCCUGGGGCUGGAAGCUAUGGCGCAGCGGGGCCCGGGUGUCCACCGGGGCCCUGACCAUGCUGUCUCUCCGGGAGUUGCCGCCCAGGCGGGACGCGCUGCUACCGGGGCCCGCUGACGAUGAGCCGUCGGACGACCUGUAUCAUAAUGUCAGGUUCAGAAUACGUCAGGAAGGUACCUGGUGUGAGCUGGACGUGCAGUCCUCAGCUUGCGUGGAAAUCUACCUUCCGGCUCAGGUGUGCGUGAUUCGAAGAGAUGAUGGACUGCCUAUAGCUGGGUAUCAGAGCAUCAGCUUGGAGCCCCAUCAUGAGACCCUCGCCAAAGUGCUGGCUCUAGUGUCAGACCACAUGGAUCUGCUGCUGGAAGACUGGUAUCCUUCCCUCGGUACCCGUUUCGUCCACACAUCAGAAGGCCGCUGCCUUAUAACUCGCAUAGUGCCGUGUCCCGAAUGCCUGCGCCCGCAGCCGCAACCGCCGCCCGAGCACGACCCGCAAUUAGCUCAGGCAUUCAGAAGACUAGAGCUAGGGGCGGCGGAACCAAGGCGAUUGCGAUUGUCGGAAGAGUCCAGGACUUCGGAUGGCGACAGCGGGGUUGGCGCUGAGUCUAAUGCAUCAUCCCGCCUCGGUUCAGUAGAAGGCAUAGUGAACCCAGACGGACAGACAUACAGCAUAGCCACAGCAUGGACAGUAGAACAGUGCAUCCUAGCGGGCUGCAGCAACACGCGCCUGCAGUGCCCCACGCACGCGCAGCUGCUGCAGCGAGGAGCCGUGGCGCCCGAUACUCUCCUCCUCGACGUAGAAGAAUCCAAACGGGCCCGCUGGGAGCACAUCUCCCGUGGCGCGGUGGCGGGGCGUGGCGCGUUCGGCACGGUGCUGGCGGCCACGUGGCGCCCCCCCGGCGCCAGCGCCAUCGACGUGGCGCUGAAGGCUUUGCAGCCAGUCCCGCCACCCGCCAGCAGUGAUGCGGCUGCUCAUCAUGCUUAUAAGGCAGCGUUAUCCCGGUGGGAACGCGAACCGACUGCAGCAGCUUGCCGCGCAUACUGCGGGCUGCGCCAGGAGCUGUCGAUCCUCAGCCAGCUGAAGCACCAGCACGUGGUGCCGCUGCUGGCUGUCUGCGCUGCUCCGCUCGCGCUGCUGCUGGCACUGGCUCCUGCUGGAGCACUAGACAGCGUGCUCCGCAGCUACCGCGAGUGCGGCGCCCGCCUCCGCGUGACCGUCGCGCGGGCACUCGCGCUGCAAGUGGCGCGGGCGCUAGAGUACCUGCAUGCGAGACGCGUCGUGUAUCGGGAUCUUAAGGUAACAUAUACACGGUGCAAGUAGCUUGCGCAUGUUGAGGCACAUGCGCAGGUUACAUGCAUCACACAGCGCAUGCAUCACUCGCGCUGCAAGUGGCGCGGGCGCUAGAGUACCUGCAUGCGAGACGCGUCGUGUAUCGGGAUCUUAAGGUAACAUAUACACGGUGCAAGUAGCUUGCGCAUGUUGAGGCACAUGCGCAGGUUACAUGCAUCACACAGCGCAUGCAUCACUCGCGCUGCAAGUGGCGCGGGCGCUAGAGUACCUGCAUGCGAGACGCGUCGUGUAUCGGGAUCUUAAGGUAACAUAUACACGGUGCAAGUAGCUUGCGCAUGUUGAGGCACAUGCGCAGGUUACAUGCAUCACACAGCGCAUGCAUCACUCGCGCUGCAAGUGGCGCGGGCGCUAGAGUACCUGCAUGCGAGACGCGUCGUGUAUCGGGAUCUUAAGGUAACAUAUACACGGUGCAAGUAGCUUGCGCAUGUUGAGGCACAUGCGCAGGUUACAUGCAUCACACAGCGCAUGCAUCACUCGCGCUGCAAGUGGCGCGGGCGCUAGAGUACCUGCAUGCGAGACGCGUCGUGUAUCGGGAUCUUAAGGUAACAUAUACACGGUGCAAGUAGCUUGCGCAUGUUGAGGCACAUGCGCAGGUUACAUGCAUCACACAGCGCAUGCAUCACUCGCGCUGCAAGUGGCGCGGGCGCUAGAGUACCUGCAUGCGAGACGCGUCGUGUAUCGGGAUCUUAAGGUAACAUAUACACGGUGCAAGUAGCUUGCGCAUGUUGAGGCACAUGCGCAGGUUACAUGCAUCACACAGCGCAUGCAUCACUCGCGCUGCAAGUGGCGCGGGCGCUAGAGUACCUGCAUGCGAGACGCGUCGUGUAUCGGGAUCUUAAGGUAACAUAUACACGGUGCAAGUAGCUUGCGCAUGUUGAGGCACAUGCGCAGGUUACAUGCAUCACACAGCGCAUGCAUCACUCGCGCUGCAAGUGGCGCGGGCGCUAGAGUACCUGCAUGCGAGACGCGUCGUGUAUCGGGAUCUUAAGGUAACAUAUACACGGUGCAAGUAGCUUGCGCAUGUUGAGGCACAUGCGCAGGUUACAUGCAUCACACAGCGCAUGCAUC
Molecule: messenger RNA, 7436 nt
Organism: Helicoverpa zea (corn earworm)
Lineage: Eukaryota; Metazoa; Arthropoda; Insecta; Lepidoptera; Noctuidae
Product: leucine-rich repeat serine/threonine-protein kinase 1-like
Exons: 44
Coding region: 261-6338 (2025 amino acids)
Biological process (GO): protein phosphorylation
Molecular function (GO): ATP binding; protein kinase activity; protein binding
Source: RefSeq, a predicted model, not a curated record